AAAAAAAAAAGUAAUUUAAAGAAAAUGUGUUAAUUUAGUGCAAAUGAACGACCAUUAUGAAUUAUGAAAGAUGUAUAGCAGUAACUUUAAAAAAUACAGCAAUAUUUUUAUCUCUGUUAACAAAAAUCGUUUUCUUCUAAUUUUGUGUUAUUUUUAGUUUUAACGAUAACAUUGCACCUUCAGUCAACUAUCUGGAAAUGGAGAGUUAUGUACCUAGUUUGGAUAUUUAUUGACCGAGUUGUGCACGAGUUGCAGUUUGUUCUAACAUGUGUUGUGUUUGUGUUAAAGAGUGAAGGUCAACAAGGAGAGAUUUGCUCAGAGCAGAGCUAUGUGUUGCUGCACGCAUCCAGGAAGACCUUCAGCAAUGUGAAGGUCAGCAUCUCAGCCCAGUGGACGCCGUCCGCCCAUAACGACAGCGUUCCUGCGUUCUGUCCGGUCGAGACAUGGGAGGACAAUCACCUGUUUGCUGACGAAAAGCAGGCCACGCUGUUUUUGGGAGCUCUGGACUCGAUCUUCCUCUUCUCGUACGCGGUGGGUCUGUAUCUGAGCGGCAUCAUCGGGGACAGAGUCAACCUGCGCUACGUGCUCUGCUUCGGCCUGUGCGGAUCCGCCAUAGUGGAAUUCCUCUUCGGCACCCUGACCGAAUGGCUCCACGUCUACAACGUCUACCUGUACUGCAGCCUGUGGGUGCUGAACGGCCUGCUACAGUCGGCCGUCUGGCCCUGCGUGGUGGCCGUCAUGGGCAACUGGUUCGGCAAAGCGGGGCGCGGCUUCGUGUUUGGACUGUGGAGUGCCUGCGCCUCGGUGGGGAACAUACUGGGUGCCUUCCUGGCCUCAAGUGUGCUCAAGUACGGAUACGAGUACGCCUUCCUCGUAACUUCUGUGGUGCAGUUUGCUGGCGGGGUGGUGGUGUUCUUUGGCCUCCUGACCUCGCCGAAAGAAGUCGGUUUGCACUUGGAGUCAGAAACCGGACUGAGCCCGGUGGAGACGGACACGGACAGCCACAGACCGCUGAUGAGUGACGAGGAGGAGGAUAAUGAGCAGCAGGUGGAGACGUACAGCCAACAAUGCCGCACGGAUCAGCCACCCGAGGAGCCUGAGGACGAGCCUCCUCACGCCAUUGGCUUUUUCCAGGCGUUCUGCCUUCCUGGAGUCCUGCUGUACUCCUUGGCGUACGCGUGCCUGAAGCUGGUCAACUACUCCUUCUUCUUCUGGCUGCCGUUCUACCUGAGCAACAACUACGGGUGGAAGGAGGCUGAGGCCGACCGGCUGUCCGUGUGGUACGACGUUGGCGGAAUCGUGGGGGGAACCCUUCAAGGUCUGAUCUCUGACUUCAUGGGGAAGAGAGCGCCUGUGUUGGUUUUCAGCCUCGUAAUGGCAAUGGGCUCCCUGGUGGGAUACAGCCGCUCUCCUAAUGACAAGGUGAUCAACGCAGUGAUCCUGGCGAUCACUGGUUUCUUCAUCGGCGGCCCGUCCAACAUGAUCAGCUCGGCCAUUUCUGCAGAUCUGGGGAGACAGGACAUUUUGAGGGGCAGCCAGGAGGCCCUGGCAACCGUCACUGGGAUAGUGGAUGGAACCGGGAGUAUAGGAGCUGCUGUAGGACAGUACCUGGUGUCGCUAAUUGAGAGCAAACUGGGCUGGAUGAGUGUUUUCUACUUCUUUGUCGUCAUGACAGGGGGCAGCGUUGUCUUCAUCGUGCCGUUGCUUGUAAGAGAACUGCGGGACAUGUGGAGAGAGAGGCAAGCUCUGCGCCACCAGCUCUGAGAGGAGAGCCCGACCGCCGGCUCCGGUUCUGCCCAUUAGGUCGGUUCCAGGAUCCAGAAGGUUCGCAGUCGGCCAGAACAGAAACACUAAAACGUACUGUAAGACUUCACUGAGCUCAAUAUGGGGCGGGGGGUUUAGCUGAAGUGCCUGAGGAGUAUAGAGGGAUUUGGCCUGAGCCACACUGGUGUACAUAUUUUAACAAUGUAAAUUAAUGUAAAUACUUUUCUUUUUCCUUAUGCACUUCAGUUGCUGCGAGUCUUAAAUCAGGAAUGUAAACGUGAGACCUGAGGUUAAAAAAGAAUGUGAAUAGUGAUUGUAGUUUUGUAAUCUUGCACUUAGAUUUAAACGGUCUGAAAAUUUUUCAGUGAACCACUUUAAUCUUCAUCUUUGUUUGAAAAAUGAUCCUGUAAAUAUGGGGACCGGUUCCAUCGUUCGCUCACGCCACCAACACGUUUUGUAUUCACUUUCUUUGCUCAGAAAUGUUUACACUUUUAUUUUCCGUUUCUUAAUUUGUGACUAACUCGCACUCUUCAAAUGUGGCGCGGCUUGCUUUGUAGGUUUAAACUCACAGCGGCCUCCACAUUCAUCUGAGCCCUCAUAAAAAAAACCCUAAAA
Poecilia latipinna (sailfin molly) is the source of this 2379-nucleotide messenger RNA. It is a transcript of the gene slc37a3, whose product is annotated as solute carrier family 37 member 3. Gene Ontology annotation, biological process: transmembrane transport. The record is from RefSeq and is a predicted model, not a curated record. Gene Ontology annotation, molecular function: transmembrane transporter activity. The transcript has 13 exons. Bases 208 to 1764 code for a protein of 518 amino acids. Gene Ontology annotation, cellular component: endoplasmic reticulum membrane. NCBI's taxonomy places the organism in Eukaryota, Metazoa, Chordata, Actinopteri, Cyprinodontiformes, Poeciliidae.